AUGGCUGAACUCGAGCCUCCAAGAAAGAGCGUCGAGCUCCAAGACCCCGGUGCGCACGAGCUCGAUUCAUCCGAAGGAGAGGACCAUUUCUCGGAUGCCUCUGAGGGCGACAAGGCCGAGGCCGACCGCAACAGCACCACCUCUCCCAUUCCCACAACGCGCGUCGAAAAGGUCGACGAUGAGCCCAGCCAUGGCGAUGUUCCUGGAACGGCUGCCUACGAAAUGCGCCAGGCCGACGCUGUGCCGGAUAUGAUCUUGAAAGCCCCAGAGGGGGGAAAUGAAGGAUCGCCAACAACUUCUGAUAGAUCGGAACCUCUAGACGAAGUCGACCAGGCGCCAAAGCCUGAAGAGCAAUCCGGAGAAACACACGAGGCGUCUCAUAACGACGAGGCGGGCUACGAAGCAAGCUCCCACGACAACAAUGACUUCGGCGAUGAUUUUGACGACUUCGAGGAAGGCGGUGAGGGCGAUGACUUUGGGGAUGAUUUUGGUGAUUUCGAUGAUGGCUUUCAAAACGCAGAGGGUCAAGAUGGCGCUGCUUUUGACGAGCCUGCCCCUCCCCCUCCUGUACCCGAACCAGCACCUUCACUUCCACAACUUAACCUCCAAGAACUUAAUAACGACGAUGAAAUCCUCGCUUCUACCCAGCCAUACAUUGAGAAGUUGUUUCCUUCUCCCAAUCUCGAUCAGCCAGUGAUCAACAGUGACAUAAACCCAUCGCCUCUCUCAGAAAGGAGCCUUUCCCUCUGGGCUCAACUAGUCGCGCCACCACCGCUACAGCCGCCAAACUGGGUCCGUUCUCGCAUUAGACGUCUGUUCUUGGUGUCUCUUGGUGUACCCGUCGACCUCGACGAGAUUUUGCCAGCGAGCAAGCAGAAGAAGCUGGUCCUCCCAUCAAUCAGCAUCGCGGGAGAACGCUCCCCACGAGGUUCCUAUGACGAAAGGGCGACUGGCGCAGUCUCCAAACUCAAGAAAGAGGACAAUGACUCAACCACUUCGGUGGACUCGUCUCCUCCCAAGGUGGAAAGUAAGCGGCGCGGCCCGCCACCGCCGCCGGAGCUUGAUAUUAGCUCGACGACGAUGCUCUGCUCGACUACGGAUGCGGCGCUGAACAACUUCACCAACACCGAGCUGAAAGCCCAUGUCAGGACACUUGAAGAACUGCGCAAACGAGCUGAUGAAGUCCUGGGUUACUGGCUCAGGCGCAUGGAGAGCGCCAUAGGGGACAAAGAGGCCUUUGAGGCAGUCAUUGCGAACCUUGUCGAGCACGCAAAGAAGGUUAGGAAAUAAGUCCCCUGCACAAAGACGCCAGCCGGGGCCGCCCUGGACGUGGCGUCUGGUGUUCCGCGCACUAGGAAGAUUGGUACCCACGGCAACGGCAAGGCGCUUGCGCGGUGCGAUGGUCAUCCCCAUAUCAAGUGCGACCCUUUAUCUGCACCUGAAGCGUCCUACUUAGUUAUUUCCUAAGGCCAAGGCAUCUGCGCCUGCGCCGAUCGACCACAGCCAAUCCGAUCGGGCUCUGAGGGUUGGCCGGAUCGACGCGACGAUC
Messenger RNA from Aplosporella prunicola CBS 121167, 1549 nucleotides. RefSeq lists its product as uncharacterized. The transcript has 5 exons. Lineage: Eukaryota; Fungi; Ascomycota; Dothideomycetes; Botryosphaeriales; Aplosporellaceae. The record is from RefSeq and is a predicted model, not a curated record. Bases 1 to 1290 code for a protein of 429 amino acids.